UGCGCCGUGACAGUCGACUGCAACCUUCCUACGUUGUACAACGCGGCGUGCUACCGGCCGUCAGAAUGACAAACUGACGCGCGAACUUACUUACCUGUAAAAUAACGAUUCAUUCAAAUUAAAUGUUAAAUAAAAUACCCAUUAAGAAUAUAGGUCAGAAAUAAACUGUGCAACUAUAUCUGUGACCAGAGACCGUUGUUUCUUUUUUUAACUUUUUUUUUUUAAUUUGAACUGUAACUGUGAAAAUGGGUUUGAAGCCGGAAGAUGAUAAAAGGCCGAGCAAGCUCGCGAUUAUGGAUGAUAUAUCGGAUACGCCACGUGGCCUGGGCACGCGUCACUGGGUGACGUUUAUGCUGUUCCUGGGUAUGGCAAACGCAUACAUCAUGCGGACGAACAUGUCCGUGGCGAUAGUCGCGAUGGUGAACCACACCGCACUGCCAGUGGACAAGGAGGCUAUGGACACCGAGUGUGGAAAUGUCGAUUCUAACUCCACUAAGGAGGCGCUAACACAAGACGGCUCUUUUGUUUGGACUUCGACUCUACAAGGUUAUAUCCUGUCAUCCUUUUUCUAUGGUUACGUCAUCACGCAAAUUCCUUUCGGAAUCCUGUCUAAAAGAUACGGAGCCCGACUAUUCCUGGGUGUGGGCAUGUUGAUCAACUCCGUGUUCGGUCUUUUGGUACCAAUGGCCGCGGAGGCUGGUUAUGAAUGGCUCAUCUUGGUCAGAUUCAUCCAGGGUCUAGGAGAAGGGCCUAUUGUACCGUGCUCCCAUGCCAUGUUAGCUAAAUGGAUUCCACCAAACGAAAGGAGUAGGAUGGGAGCAGCUGUAUAUGCAGGUGCUCAGUUCGGAACAGUUAUCUCAAUGCCUCUGUCUGGCCUGCUCUCUGCGUACGGCUUUGCCGGAGGCUGGCCUUCUAUCUUCUACGUGUUUGGUGUCAUUGGAACCAUCUGGUGUAUUGCCUUCUUAUUCUUCGUUUCCGAGGACCCCGAGCACUGCCCAUCGAUCAAGGAAACUGAGAAGAAGUAUAUCCUGAGUUCGCUGUGGGGCGCUGCGGGUUCUAGUUCUCCUCCGAUUCCAUGGAGCAAGAUUCUCUUUUCGAUGCCGUUCUGGGCGAUCAUGUUGGCUCAUAUGGGGCAGAACUACGGCUACGAAACUCUCAUGACGGAGCUGCCGACCUUCAUGCGACAAGUUCUGCACUUCUCUAUCAAGGAUAAUGGCUUCGUAUCAGCGUUACCAUACUUGUGCAUGUGGCUGUUCUCAAUGUUCAUCUCGGUGGUGGCGGAUUGGAUGCUGUCAAGUGGUCGCUUCAACCACACCCAAGUCAGGAAAAUCAUCAACAGUAUUGGUGAGUACGGCCCAGCCAUAGGCCUGUUCAUAGCGGCCAACACGGGCUGCGACCCCGCCGCCACCGUCGCCAUACUCGCCGUGGGCGUCGGACUCAACGGCGGUAUCUACUCCGGAUUCAAGGUUAAUCACUUGGACAUCUCGCCACGUUUCGCCGGAAUCCUAAUGGCGUUCACAAACUGUCUCGCUAAUCUCACCGGACUUUUGGCGCCCAUUGUUGCCGGAUACAUCAUCGAGGGCAAGCCAACCCAAGCUCAAUGGAGGAUAGUAUUCUACAUCGCAGGUGGUGUGUACAUUUUCUGCGCGACCUUCUAUAACCUGUUCGGUUCAGGACGAAGACAAGAAUGGGACAAUCCAGCUGAAGACGAGGCGAUCGCGAAGAAGGCCGCCGCUAAGAAGGCCAACAAAUUAGAGAGGAAAGCCAACAAUCCGAACACAGCGGAAACCGCUCAAUAGCCUGUUUAAGAUAAAGCUCAGUGCACACAACUUGAAAUGCUAAAUUGUCUGCGAACACAGAUCGAAAAACAACGCGAACAAAAGGAGGAUAGCUACAAAUAUGUAUACAUGAUAUUCAAACCUCCUUUGUUGGUUGUUAUAUCCUGAGAUCAGUGACUCUACGGGCGGGUUCCUAAUUAAAUUGACGAUUUAAAUAUUGUAUUAAUUGAUUCAAGUUUUGUUGCUCUGAGUCACGGUUACGAUAUAAGUUCUAAUGUUUUGAAUUUUAGGUGAGACUUUAGUGUGCAAAAUAUUGUAAUUUUGUUUUUGUAAUUUGCUUUAAAUAUUUUAUUAUCAACGGACCAGCUUAGAACGUAGGCAAUAUUCGUGGUUAUUUAAAUUUGACUGAACUCCUUAGUUGUUUCUUCUCCGAAUAAGUUUAUUUUGCAUGCUUUUCAUAUUUGUUUAAUGUAUUUUAGUUUAAUAGUGAAACACAUGAGACACGCACAUCAAAAAGGCUGUGAUAAUAUCUUGUGUAGAAAAACACAACAUGGAAUCUAUAUCGUAACAUUAUUAAACUUGCUAUUAUAACUAUUUAUUAAAAUAUAUGUUAAUUAAGUACCAUACAAGUAUUGUUUAUAAUUAAAUAUAGCUUGAGAGUAGAAUAAUAGAGAUGCAUGAAAGCUGUAAAUGACGAUGGGUCCAAGAAUUUUUCAAUGGGAAUAACGUUACCGUCCUAGCCAGUGACUACAAAAGCCUCGCAGCCUUAUUUUGAUAUAAAUAAUCGAAUAUUUGAUUAAUAUUUAAAGAAAAAUUAUCCUGGCCUUAAACUUUUUAUAAAGGUAUGCAAUAACUCGAAUACGUUUUAAUAUUGCUUAACAUCACGCCAUAGUUAAAAAAAUGUAUCUAAAUUAAAUGGAAGAUAAACCCUUAUUAUUGCUAGUUGUAAAAAAUAUAUAUAUAUCUAUGCUGCUAGAUGAGUCGAUUGUCAAACGGUAAUGUGAAUUUCUUUUUAUUUUCUGUUCGCUCGAAGCGAAUGUUGUUGCGAUAGUUUAGCAGUAUAGUAAGAUGUAAAUUAUUUAUGGUUUUAGUUGUACGUAGUACAUGCGACGUCAAACGACGAUGUGUGCCCAGAGCUGAUGUGAUCAUUCUGUUAAUAAGUAAAUAUAAGCUGUUUUAUACCACAAACAAUUUAUAAUCGAAUUAUUACAAUUGAAUUGUAUAAAAAAAUAAAAAAACUCAAUUUAAUAAUAUUUUUAUAAUCUAUAUAAUGAGUGUAUUAGACAGUAAUGUUUCAACUAUACGGUAUAUUAUUGUUUUAAAUAAACUUUGUAACUUCAGUAAUUUGUAUGUAUUUUAGUACUAGCUACUCAUGAGGUAAAAAGUAUUUUGUUAAUAUUUUAUGAUUGAAUAAUUAUUAUUUAGCCGAUCUUGCAAGAACCGUCUAGGGUAGAGACUAAUCUGUAGAAAAAAUAUACAAAUUUUGUGAUAUCCUCAUUAAAUGCCGAUUAAAUUAAAAAAAAAUUGUCUACAUACUCUACUUGUAGUUUUAGAUAAAUACAAAAAGUUUUUAUUUUA
Molecule: messenger RNA, 3356 nt
Organism: Vanessa tameamea
Lineage: Eukaryota; Metazoa; Arthropoda; Insecta; Lepidoptera; Nymphalidae
Gene: Picot
Product: putative inorganic phosphate cotransporter
Exons: 10
Coding region: 246-1799 (517 amino acids)
Biological process (GO): monoatomic anion transport; transmembrane transport
Cellular component (GO): membrane
Molecular function (GO): transmembrane transporter activity
Source: RefSeq, a predicted model, not a curated record